UGUUUUUUUCAAAAUAUGGCAAAGGUUCAGGUGAACAAUGUAGUGGUGUUGGACAACCCUUCUCCUUUCUACAACCCUUUCCAGUUCGAAAUCACAUUUGAGUGCAUAGAGGACCUGUCGGAAGGUGAGUACCGCUCUCCGGACGCGGGUUCCGCGGCCCCGAGCUGUCGGAUGCGGGGCCCUGAGGGCUCCCCUCGGCCCGGGCCUGCUCCCGCCGCCGCACGGCUCUCCUCCCCGCAGAGCCGUGCCGCCACGCGAGGAUGCGGAGCGACCGCGGGGCCGCCCGGCCCGAGCCCGGCGGGGAAAGUUAGCGGCGGAGCCCUGGCUUCGGGGUCUCGGCUCCGGGGCCGCCGCUCCGCUUCGCUCCCCGCCGCGCCAUCGUUGAGGCCGCCUUCAAGUUGCGAGGAACUUGUUAGAGUGGUGGUAGCCAUGUUGCCAGCUUUGUGUGUGCGUGGGGGGGCAGAGCGGGAGCGGGCGGACGGGCAGGGCGCCGCGCGGCCCCGCGACGCGGGAGCGGAACUGUUGCGCGGUCGCACCGCUGCGCCCGGGCGGUACCCGCAGCGCGGGCAGCGUUUCGGAGAGAACGAUUUGGAAUGGAAGAUAAUUUAUGUGGGUUCAGCUGAAAGUGAAGAGUAUGACCAGGUGUUAGACUCUGUUUUAGUAGGACCUGUUCCUGCAGGCAGACACAUGUUUGUAUUUCAGGCUGAUGCACCUAACCCAGGGCUUAUUCCAGAUGCAGAUGCAGUAGGUGUAACAGUUGUGCUAAUUACAUGCACCUAUCGAGGUCAAGAAUUUAUUAGAGUAGGCUACUACGUAAACAACGAAUAUACUGAAACAGAACUGAGAGAGAAUCCACCAGUAAAACCAGACUUUUCUAAGCUUCAAAGGAAUAUUUUGGCAUCUAAUCCUAGAGUCACAAGAUUCCACAUUAACUGGGAGGACAACACUGAAAAACUGGAAGAUGCAGAGAGCAGUAACCCAAAUCUACAGUCGCUGCUUUCUACAGAUGCAUUACCUUCAGCAUCAAAGGGAUGGUCAACAUCAGAAAAUUCAUUAAAUGUUAUGUUAGAAUCUCAUAUGGACUGCAUGUGACUAACCACCACCAUUUUGGUACUGUACAUGUAUUAAACUGUAAAAACAACCAGAACUAUUUCCCUCAGUUUCCCUAAGUAUAUAGUUGACAAGCAAUGUGAAGAACUUGUUUUAAAACAUCCUGUAGAAAGUUUAUAAAAAACAACAAAAAAAACCCAAAAAACAGUAUUUGAGCAAAUUGUGGAAUAUAAAUACAGAUAUUUUUAAGUAAUUGCUUUUUUUUCUCUAACUUGUUACUCUGUUGGUCUGAAUUGAACCUUAUUAAAGUAUGCAUAUUCUUCC
Messenger RNA from Gallus gallus (chicken), 1374 nucleotides. RefSeq names its product anti-silencing function 1A histone chaperone (gene ASF1A). Bases 16 to 1092 code for a protein of 358 amino acids. Gene Ontology annotation, cellular component: nucleus. Gene Ontology annotation, molecular function: histone binding. Lineage: Eukaryota; Metazoa; Chordata; Aves; Galliformes; Phasianidae. Gene Ontology annotation, biological process: DNA replication-dependent chromatin assembly. The record is from RefSeq and is a predicted model, not a curated record. The transcript is spliced from 4 exons.